CGCGACACGUCCGGAGUCUCGUGCAGUGGUUCGGGUCCGGUUUGGCGUGACUUUAUUUUAACUGUGAAACGCCCGGAAAAGUCCGGAUUCUUUGAUUAAAACGAGCGAAGGAAUUUUGAGGAUAAAGGCCGCUGGAGGGAGGUGUGUUCAGGUGUCUCGUAAACCAUAAUUGCCCACAUUCAUUAGGAAGAUCCUGAACUCGCCGCCGUGGAUGGGGUGUUCGUCCGGCCACGCCAUCUCCGCGAUGGAAACCGAAGAAGAAGACAGCGAAGAGCCGCAGCCCGUGCGAUGAUCCCCCCGCAUCCCACCAUGCCAUCGUUCAACCUGCAGUUGGCCAUCGUCAUCGGCUUCUGCACGCAAAUGAUCGUGGCGGACUGCCCCCGGCUGUGCGAAUGCAAGUGGAAGAGCGGCAAAGAGUCCGUGUCCUGUCCCAACGCCAACCUGUCCACCGUGCCCCUGCACCUCGAGGCCGGCACCCAGGUGCUCAACCUGUCCAAGAACAACCUCGUCUCCGUGAAGAACGACGAGUUCGGCAAGGCGGGCCUGCUCAACCUGCAGAAGGUCUACAUCUCUCACUGCCGCCUCAAGAACCUCGAGCGCCACGCCUUCCGCAAGCUCAUCAACCUGGUGGAGCUGGACCUGAGCCACAACGCGCUGGCGUCGGUCCCGUCGCAGACCUUCGACUCCAUCCCCGAACUGAGGGAGUUGCGGCUGAACGGGAACCCGAUCCAGAGGAUCCUGGAUGAGGCCUUCGUCCACGUGCCGCAGCUGGUGAGACUAGAGCUAUCCGAGUGUCGGAUCACGUCGAUAGAACCCCGGGCCUUCCACGGGCUAGAAGAGUCGCUGGAAUGGCUUAAACUGGACUAUAAUAAAAUCGCCGAGGUGAUGUCUUCGUCGUUCACCGUUUUGAAUAACCUGCACGGCCUGGAACUAGCAGGGAACCCUUGGAAUUGCUCGUGCCCGUUGAGACCCUUGAGGGAGUGGAUGGUGCGGAAGAACGUCCCGUUCGGGAUUCCUCCGGUCUGCCAGAGCCCCAAGCGUCUGCGGGCCAAACCCUGGGACAAGCUCGACCUCGACGAGUUCGCCUGCAUCCCCGAGAUCUUCGCCUACGAGAGCAAAGCCAAAGGAGUGGAAGGCAAGAACGUCACCAUGACCUGCCGGAUCGCCGGGAUCCCGGAACCUCAAGUCCGAUGGCUGCUCAAGAACAAAGUCAUAGCUAACCUAUCCGGCUCGUCGUACUCCAACGGGAAAAAACUCUACAUGGUGCACCUCCAGAACAACUCCAGCGACUUGACUAUCUUUAGUGCUGACCUCCAGGACGCAGGGGUGUACGUUUGUGCGGCCGAAAACAAAGCGGGGAGGGUGGAAGCUAGUGUGACUUUAGCGGUGAUAAGGAAACCUCCGGAGACGGCUUUCAAUAACAAAAUACUCAUUGCUAGUGUUAUCACGGGGAUCGCGUUAGUUCUGGCUUCGUGUCUGAUCGCGUUGUGUAUAUACUCGGUGAGGAAGAAGCAAAUGCUGACGUGGAGAACUCGUGAGUGUCGGCGCGAAGACAACUACGAGAAGAUCGAGAUGAAUCACAAAGUGGCGGGGAACUCGAACGGGGGCGCGGUGCCGGCGGAGAUUGCCGUGGUGGCCACGAAGAAGAACGGGGAGUACAGGGUGGUGCCGGUGGCCGACAACGAGGAGGUGGAGGAGGAGGAGGAGGCCAACGUGGAAGGGGCGAAGAAGGUGUGGGUCGAGAGCGCGAUCGAGAAGAGGUGGAAUUCGCCGGAGCAUUUGUUGGAUCCCGACGACUUGCACAUACCGCGGAGGACGAUCCAGGAGGCCAGAGACGAUAUCCGGAAGGGGUUCAGUUCGACGUCUGGUACAUAUAGUGGAUACGAACAGCCGUCGACAUCCCUAAGCCAAAGCGUUGCCCCACAUCUCCUUCGCAGGCAAAUAUCUGGCGGCUACGCGACAACCUACAACAGUGAGCUGUCAAGCUUGAUGGAGGACGACGGUGACAAGAAAUAUCCGGAUUUGAUUGAGAACUCUUCGUACAAGUUUGGGAACAAGGCGAACAGCGAAGGCGGCAGCGUGACCGACAUAACCGAAUUGUUCUGCACUUUACCGCGGAAAAGGGCGCUCAUCCAGAGCUCGCGCUACAAAAGCAGCGACAGCCAGUCACCUUUGCUCCCCGAGAGUCGGUACGGAAGCAGCGGCGGCGACAGCAGCUGCGGCAGCCAGGAGUCGAGCCUCCGCAGGCUCUCGGACUGCUCCAAGUAUCCGGUGGCGGCGAACUUAAACAAAAACAGGGUAAACAAAAUGUCAAGCAGCUACUUGAACCUCACCCGGGAGGAGGAGGUGACGCCCACCCCCCUGCUCGACGUGUCGGGGCUGGAGAGCCGCGUGGCGUUCAAGAGGGACUCCUCGUCCCCCACUUCGGUGACGCCAAACGCGAAUUCCUACGACUACCACGCGGCGCAACUCGAGAAAUUCCUCGAAGAGUACCGAACCCUCCAGAAGCAGCUCACCAAGAUGAAGGAGACGUGCGACAACCUGCGCCAGGACCACAUGCAGGGCGGGUCGCCGGUGGCGCCGACCGUGACGCCGUCGACGUCGAGCGACGACGUCCUCAGGAACAAUCCGGUCUCGCCAAAUUCAAAUCAGUCACUGGAGGACUCGAUUGAUUUUCGCAAUUUCGAGAGCGAACUCACCAAGUAUUUGCUUGCCAAAAGUUCUCCCUCUCCCAAAACUUUCACCAACAAUAGCGGAGUGUUCAAUAAUUGAAUGCGGACUCGAAAGAUUGUGGCGGGAGUGGCGCUCGUGACGGACUUUUGACGUUUUUACUACCGUGUAUUAUAUGCAUCAGUCUGUACAUAUCUGUAUGAUUGUUACGUAUCAUUUGUUUGUUAAAUGUUGAUAGUUUUAGCUACAUUUGUGAUAUUAUGAAGGUAGAAAUUUAUUUAUCGACUUGAUGGGUUUUUCAUAUCAUACGAAUGCGUUCACUGUAACA
Molecule: messenger RNA, 2998 nt
Organism: Zophobas morio
Lineage: Eukaryota; Metazoa; Arthropoda; Insecta; Coleoptera; Tenebrionidae
Exons: 7
Coding region: 289-2772 (827 amino acids)
Molecular function (GO): protein binding
Source: RefSeq, a predicted model, not a curated record